Pseudogymnoascus verrucosus is the source of this 1740-nucleotide messenger RNA. RefSeq lists its product as uncharacterized. The transcript has 4 exons. Gene Ontology annotation, cellular component: fungal-type vacuole membrane. Gene Ontology annotation, molecular function: calcium:proton antiporter activity. Lineage: Eukaryota; Fungi; Ascomycota; Leotiomycetes; Thelebolales; Thelebolaceae. The coding region runs from base 287 to 1570 and encodes 427 amino acids. Gene Ontology annotation, biological process: intracellular calcium ion homeostasis; calcium ion transmembrane transport. The record is from RefSeq and is a predicted model, not a curated record.
CUGCACUAUUCUUAGGUAGCUUUGGCGGCACAAACCAGGGGACAGAACUCUCCAAUAAGCAGUCCCCCGGCGCGUUUGACAGCUCCAGCUCCCUAGCUUCUAAAUGGCAUUUGACUAAAGUUUAGAGGUGUUGUUGCGGCUCAACCCGUCUCAGCCUUGUGAUCGAUCUUGCAACUCCAGCCAGAUACAGCUUGCUAGCAACUCAGAUAGUGUCACCACCGACACGAACUUUUUUUUAGAGACUGAUUUCUUCUUCCCUCUAAUCAAUUACGACACGGAUCGAACCAUGUCGGAAUCCGAUCCCUUCCUCAACGACUCCGCCGAGCUAGGCGGCGGUCGUGCUCAUCGAGAGGAUGUUGAGCUGGGAUGGCGGCGGCUGCUUGUCGAUGCCGGGCGGCAGGUCGCUGAGCAACCCAUCGUAAUCAAAGUGCUUCUGGGCUUCGCGCCACUGGGCUUUAUUGCCGGAUUCCUUGGUUGGAACGCGGUACUGGUAUCGGUGUUCAACUUCCUCGCCAUCAUACCGUUGUCUGCUCUCAUCUCAGAUGCUUCAGACACUCUGGCGAAUCGAUGGGGCUCGCUGCUCGGCGGCCUAGUCAAUGCCACCUUCGGCAAUACCGUCGAGUUAAUUGUAGGCAUCCUGGCCAUUAACCAGAACGAAAUAAGGCUUGCACAGUCGACCAUGUUGGGUAGCAUCCUCUCAGACAUUCUCCUCGUUCAAGGUUGCUGUUUCAUUGCCGCAGCCCACGGCACCAGCAUCCUCUCUGUCAACGCCGCUAUAGUCGACGCAUUGUCGUCGCUGAUGCUCGUCGCCGCCGUGGCGCUCAUUCUGCCUACAAUACUGUACUCGACCCUCCCCAAGGGGGGCGAGGAUAUUAAUGACAAGAUCCUGUCCUUCUCGCGGGCAACAGCCGUUGUGCUACUGCUCAUCUAUGUCAUCUUCUUGUACUUCCAGCUCUGGACUCACCCGUCUGUUUUUCUCGACGAAAAGGACGACGUCCAUCAUGAGGCACAUGGAGAUGGCAUUGAGGACCCCCAGCAACAGCAGAUUGACGAGGCUACCAGAGAAGCUAUUAAAAGCCAGGAGGAAGACGAUACGCCGUCGGUGUCUGAGGUCUACUCAGCCGUCGCCAUCUUAAUCAUCUCGGCGGCAUUGAUUACAAAGUGCACGCAAUAUUUUAUUACGAGCCUCGACGAGACUGCCAAAUCCUUGCAUAUCACUAAGACGUUUAUCGCUAUAUUUCUCAUCCCCUUGGCUAGCAAUGCCCCUGAGCUGUCGCAGGUGGUUGCGGCCUCAAAGCAGCGGAAGAUCAACUUCGCCAUUGGGGUCAUUAUAGGGAGCAUUCUACAGAUUGCCCUCUUUGUCCUCCCCUUUCUCGUGGUCAUCGGCUGGUACAUGGGCCGCGCCAUGGACCUUUACUUCGAGACGUCACAGACCUACAUCCUCCUCCUGGCUGUCUUGAGCGUGAACCAGGUGCUGCAGGAUGGAAAGUACACAUAUUUCCAUGGCAUCAUGCUCUUGUCAAUGUACACGGUUAUCGCGCUGGCUAUUUUUAUUGAGCCAUAUAAUUGACUUUUGUCUUCCCUUACUUUUAUUUAUACCCAUCAUUUCCAUGAGUUGGUGCCGCCUUCAGCUACGUCAGGGCGGACAUAGAAAGCGGCAGCGAUAGAGACAUAUCUAGGGGUUACAUGUUAAUGAAAAGGGCGUCUUAGCUGGUAGAAAAAUCUAAAAUAUGCUUACGU